Molecule: messenger RNA, 2497 nt
Organism: Eucalyptus grandis
Lineage: Eukaryota; Viridiplantae; Streptophyta; Magnoliopsida; Myrtales; Myrtaceae
Product: protein DETOXIFICATION 45, chloroplastic
Exons: 15
Coding region: 579-2264 (561 amino acids)
Biological process (GO): transmembrane transport
Cellular component (GO): membrane
Molecular function (GO): antiporter activity; xenobiotic transmembrane transporter activity
Source: RefSeq, a predicted model, not a curated record
AUGGGGUCCCAUCCCCAUGUUGCCUACAGUUUUCGGUUGGGAAGUCUCUUCUGAGCGCCACGUUAUCUUUAUGAUCGUACAGAAAGAAGUUAAAAAAGGGAGCUCGGAGUCACAGGAGGCAUUGCUAAAGAAAGCUCAAGAAUUACUGGAGUUUCGGAGAAAACGAGGAAAGAACAGCAAGAUUUUUCGGUGGGGCUUGCUUGGAUUGAGGAAAUUGUUGAGAGGGUCGAUCCACAUUACUCAAUCGAGUGGCGGAGCUCUCUUUUCUUGUUCCCAUCUGCUGUUUUCAUUUACCUUCUGGAGCUUUCUUGCAUUAUUGAGCUCCAUAAACUGAAUAACUACAGUUGAUUUUGGCUAAUUACUCAAGCUUCAUUUUCAAUCGGACAAACCAAAACAUUAAUGAGUGGCAAGUUUCUGUCUAUAUCAGGCAAAGUCACUCUGAUAUGUCGAUUUUAAAGUGCGCGAUAUGAGUCCAGUUUAGUUUAUAUUGUAUUAGAAUUCUCUCUCUACUUCACAGACAGAGUCUGCCUUUGGUGGUUCUUACUUGCUGAACCCGCAACUCCUUGGCACCUCUAGUUAUGGCAGUUGCUCAGUUCACCAAUGCGCCUUGCUGGGGUGUGGCUGGUAAGGAAAGGGAAAGAAGGCCAUUUGUGAAUUUGAGCCGCGAGUUGCCCUUAAAUAGAUCGGAAGUCACUCAAACCGGUGGCCAUUCCUUGGUGAAAAAGAGGAGAGUAUCGAUCUUUGGUGGCGUUUCUAGGCGUUGCCAGUCAAUCAGUGAUCAGCAAGCAUUGGAUUUUGAAUUGCAUACAGAUCCUUAUAAUGAAGAUAUCUCUACGUCAACCGAUGGAAGUGCACUGCAUGAUGAGUCGACACAACAUUCAACAGACUCCCAAAAUCUCCAGACUGAGCUGAUAAUGCUCUCUUUACCUGCAAUUGCUGGACAAGCGAUUGAGCCCUUAGCGCAAUUGAUGGAAACAGCUUACAUCGGUAGACUUGGACCUCUGGAGUUGGCAUCUGCGGGCGUUUCAAUGUCAAUCUUCAACAUCGUGUCUAAGGUCUUUAAUAUUCCUCUCCUAAGUGUUGCAACAUCAUUUGUGGCUGAAGACGUUGCAAGGAGUGCAGGCAACAAUUCUGCUCCAUGUGGUCAGUAUCAAAAUGGAGCAUAUGAAAGAAGGGAGCUGCCUUCAGUAUCUACUGCCUUAUUAUUAGCUCUAGCAAUUGGUGUCUUUGAGGCACUGGCUUUGUACUUCGGCUCAGGAUUGUUUCUCGACAUGAUGGGCAUAUCAUCAGGCUCUUCUAUGCGCAUACCAGCAGAACACUUUCUUAAAUUAAGAGCUUUUGGCGCUCCAGCAGUCGUCAUGUAUUUGGCUGUUCAGGGCAUAUUUCGUGGCUUCAAGGACACAAAAACUCCUAUUCUGUCUCUGGGUUUGGGCAACUUUUCUGCUGUAUUCUUCUUUCCACUGUUGAUGUACUAUUUCCACCUCGGUGUGACUGGUGCUGCCAUUUCUACAGUUUUGUCUCAAUACAUUGUUGCCUUUUUGAUGAUUUGGCAUCUCAACAAGAGGACUGUCUUGUCACUGCCUAAUGCACACAAUUUGCAUUUUGGUGGCUAUCUGAAAUCUGGCGGCUUUCUUCUAGGGAGAACUAUGGCUGCUGUGAUGACCAUAACCUUGAGCACAUCUAUGGCCGCUCGUCAGGGAGCAUUAGCCAUGGCUGCACAUCAGAUAUGCUUGCAAGUCUGGUUAUCUGUUUCUCUCCUUGUCGAUGCGCAAGCGGCAGCAGGCCAGGCUAUGAUUGCAAGUUCAUAUGCAAAAGGUGACUAUAGCACUGUAAAGAAAAUUGCAUUCUUCGCUCUUAAGACAGGACUAAUUACCGGUGUGUCCCUAGCUCUGUUGUUGGGGUUGUCAUUUAAUUCUCUGGCAACUUUGUUCACCAAGGACGCACAAGUACUACAAAUUGUUGGAUCAGGCUUAUUGUUUGUAAGUGCCAGCCAACCGAUCAAUGCUCUGGCUUAUAUUUUUGACGGUCUCCAUUAUGGCGUGUCAGACUUCUCAUACGCAGCUUGGUCUAUGAUGGCCGUGGGUGCGUUAUCUUCUGUGUUUUUGCUUUAUGCUCCAUCCAUUGUUGGUCUUUCGGGAGUCUGGUCUGGAUUAACUCUUUUCAUGGGCUUGCGCACAUUAGCCGGAUAUGCAAGAUUAAGCUCGAAGGAAGGUCCGUGGAAAUUUUUGCAUGGAGAUGCCUAUAAGUUGCAGGUUGCCAUUUGAGAUAAGAAUCAGGAGGGGAGCUUCGUUUUCGUUCCCCUAGUUUCUUUUUGGUUCCAAUGGAGUUGCAUUGCCGUUCACACUAUGCGUAGCUCAUGUAUAAUUUGUAUAUAGUUCUUGUACUCAACUCAUCGUACCGGAUGAGUUCGCCAUUCCUUUUGCAGCAUUUGAAACACGUGUAGUAACAUCAGCCUCAAUAUUCAUAUCUCAAUUCUCUCCCCGAUUUACUAUCAUCA